UGUGAACUGGGUGAACUACUUAUCAUUGCAGAGCUCUAAGGAUAAAAUUACUAGAAAGUGCAAAGGAGCCAAAAUAUUCAAAAUGUCUCAAUCCUCGAAAAAGCGUUCAGAAAAAAAAGUGGACACUAUUCGAGCUUUUAGUGCCGUUUAUUCUUCGUUGAAGUUUCAAGGAAUGUUUGUUACAGAAAACUACCACCUGCGUUAUAGGAUAUUCGCUGUAACCAAUUAUAUUCUUAUCAAUAUCUUUUACUAUUCCUCGUUUAUUAUCGAAUUAUUCUACGUGCAGGACCUAAAGCAGCUUUUAGAAAACCUGCCUAUGAACAUUUGCCUAACCGCCUGCUCCUCGAAAUUCUUCGUAAUCCUCAGGUUACGACCCAGCCUCAUCGAAAUCAAUAAGCAAUUGAAACUGCUGGAUGAUAAACCUAUGACAAACAAACAGAAAGAAAAAUUGGAAUUGACGAUCACCAUUUUUAGACUCCUUUCAGUGAGUGUUAUUACAUUCUAUUGUGCUGUGAAUUUGGCUUACGGCAUGGCUGGCGCUGCAUCGCAUGGUACAAAACUUGGCCAUGAAACCUGGUUCCCCUAUAAUUGGAGGAACAAUUCCUUCCGUUUCUGGGUUUCGCUGACCAUACAGACUACAUGUCAGCUCCAACUCGGAUUAGAACAAGUAGCAAAUGAUUUAGUGGGAGCCUUAUACCUUGGUGUACUGAGCGCUCAUUUGCAGAUAAUACUGGAACGGUUUGCAAAUCUUCAUUAUGAUCCAAGGAAAACUGAAAAGGAAAGUAUGCUGGAGUUUGUUCAGUUCUUGGAGCAUCAUCGCAUUGUGAUGGGGAUCUUUGAUAUCAUUCAAAACAGCGUCUCCUAUAUAAUCCUUUUCCAAUUCGUUGCAUCUAUUUUCGUAUUUUCUACGUCAGGACUGGCUUAUCUACGGUUUCCCCGUACACUAGCUGAAACCGCAGCAAUUGCUGUAUUAAUGAUAGCUGAAAUUAUAGAAAUCUAUCCAUCAUGCUAUUAUGCAAGUAAAUUUACGGCAGUAACGGAUCGAACGGUCUUCAUGCUUUAUUCGUCAAAUUGGAUGGACUUGUCACCGAAAUUCCGGAAGCACAUUGUGAUAUUUAUGGAGAUGACUCAAGAGGAAAAAAUUAUCUUGGCUGGAAAGCAAAUACCGAUAACAUUGGCUACCUUUAUGUCUGUAAUGAAAGCUAUGUACACAAUGCUAAUGAUUAUGAAGCCGGAUAGAGUUUAAGGAUACAAACAAGCAAAGUGAAUUAUUUUAUGUAGGAUCAACACUACAAGUUAUGUAGCCGUAGUGAAACACAUGUUACAAAACGGAUUAAUAUCAUAGAUUAACUAAUUAAUAAAUAAAACUCGUUUAAUGAUUUGCCAA
This is a messenger RNA of Hermetia illucens (black soldier fly), 1387 nucleotides long. Its product is annotated as odorant receptor 33a-like. Lineage: Eukaryota; Metazoa; Arthropoda; Insecta; Diptera; Stratiomyidae. The transcript has 3 exons. Gene Ontology annotation, biological process: sensory perception of smell; detection of chemical stimulus involved in sensory perception of smell. Gene Ontology annotation, molecular function: odorant binding; olfactory receptor activity. The record is from RefSeq and is a predicted model, not a curated record. Bases 83 to 1246 code for a protein of 387 amino acids. Gene Ontology annotation, cellular component: plasma membrane.